ACAUAUAUUAUUCUAUACAUACUUAAUAUCAGACAACACUCUCAAGGAACAAGAUCUGCAUGUUCAACAUGCAUGUCUCCUUUUCACUUGAAUAAUAACAACUUGAUCUUACCUUAUAUGUUGUCAUUAUAAUUUUUUAUUUUUUUUUAUUUUCUAGUGUACUAUUGCAAAUUUUGUUGUUAUCUUUUACUACUUGUUAGUUAGUAUGAUGAUUACGUAACAUUUACUUGAUUGAUCCACCCAUGCUGUUUGUCUGGUACCACCUUUUUUAUUCUCUGUUAUGAUAUCAUAUCAAACCUUUUCUUUAUGUCUUUUUCCUCUUUUGCGUUUUUCACUUUAUCUCUUGUUUGUUUAUUAUACUCAUGAAUCAUGAUUAUUCUGUACUACUUGUUUGUUGUUGCUAUAUGCUACUUUUAUUUUUCUCAUUUCUAGAUGUUCAUUUCAUCUUGGAUUCCUUAAAGAUCUGUCUUUGUGUUCUUCAAAGUUUUACUGCACGGUUACCUGAUUUGAUUUAAUUUAAUUUAUGUCAAACUCUUGGUUUCGAUGAGGUCAAUGUGAAUUCUGGGGAAGGACAAAUAAUAAGACAAAUUUUUAGUAUAUUCUAUUUCCUGUUCACAUGUUUUAAGACUUUUAUAUUUCCCAUUAUUGAGUCUUUCAUUAUCUUGUAAUUUGUUUGAUUCUUGCAGACCAUGUAGUAUUAUAUACUAAAUUCAUGUUUUUCUUCUGUUCAGCCGGUUUACUUAUCCAUUCGUAUAGUUUCCGGUAAUUUGCGCAUUUGACCGAGUAAAAAAGGCGCUUGUUUACUCGAUUUGACUAAACUUUGAAUCUCAAGAGUUUCAAGGGAGAUCUAUAGGACAAAAGUAAGAAACAUAGCAUGAUAUUCAUCUACUGAGAAAAUGGGGUGUUGUGUCUCAACAAGCAAUAGAAGCAAUGGCGACGCGGGGCCUUCGUCUUGUUUAGAAUUGGGACUGUGUUGUCAGAAGAAAGAAAGGAAAGCAUUGUCUGAUCAUGUUGUUUCUCUGCAUAAGUUGUCAUCCUUACCGAACAGAAUAAUCGCUAACGGAAAGAGUCGGUCUUCUUGUAUAUUUACGCAGCAGGGGCGUAAGGGUAUUAAUCAGGAUGCCAUGAUUGUAUGGGAAGAUUUUGGGUCAGAAGAUGUGAUCUUCUGUGGUGUAUUUGACGGCCACGGUCCACACGGUCACCUUGUCGCGCGCAGAGUUAGAGAUUCCUUGCCGGUAAAACUGCUUUCGUUUUUGCAUUCUUCUGAAUUUGGUAAAGCUUGUUUCAAGAGGGAUGUAAAGGCUGAAAGUGGAGAGGCUGAGAAUGAUUUCUCUGCUGAGGAUGAGGUGAACUCUAUGUGGAGAGAAGCUUUCAUGAAGGCAUAUAAAGCUAUGGACAAAGAGCUGAAGUCUCAUGCAAAUUUGGACUGUUUUUGUAGUGGAAGCACAUCAGUGAGUGUAGUGAAACAAGGACCAAAUUUGUUCAUGGGAAAUAUUGGUGAUUCGAGAGCGAUCAUGGGAUCCAAGGAUAGCAAUGACUUGAUGGUGGCGAUUCAGCUGACAGUUGAUUUAAAACCUGAUUUGCCAAAAGAAGAGGAAAGAAUUAAAAGUUGCAAGGGUAGAGUAUUUGCAUUGCAAGAUGAACCAGAAGUUCCUAGGGUAUGGUUACCUUUUGAUAAUGCACCUGGAUUAGCAAUGGCUAGAGCAUUUGGAGAUUUUUGCUUGAAGGAAUACGGCGUGAUUUCUGUACCUGAAUUUACGCACCGGAUUCUCACUGAUAAAGACCAGUUCAUUGUUCUUGCCUCGGACGGGGUAUGGGAUGUUUUGAGCAAUGAAGAGGUGGUGGAUAUAGUAUCAUCAGCACCGAGUCGAACGUCAGCAGCAAGGGUUCUGGUGGAAUCCGCGGCACGAGAGUGGAAACUCAAAUAUCCGACUUCGAAAAUGGAUGACUGUGCUGUUGUGUGCCUAUUUUUGGAUGGAAAAAUGGACUUAGAAGAAUCAGAUGGUGAUGAACAAUGCUAUUCUUCUGCAACAAUCCAGAGCAACAACCAUUCGGGUAAUCCAGUUGAGUCGGACGACGGUAAAAAAUCCGAGCCUUCUUUGCGAAGAAACUUCACUGUGAGAACAUCAGAAGAAAACGAAACAUUUGGAGUAGGAGGAGGAGAAUCUGUUAAUGUUGAAGAUGGAACAUCAUCAGCAGCAGAAGAUCAAAACUGGUCAGGUCUAGAAGGUGUCACCCGAGUAAACUCACUCGUACAACUUCCUAGAUUUUCUGAAGAAAAGCCUAACUCUUGAAAUCUGUUUAUUUAGUUAGAACUCUUUGUUGUAAUGCCUAUAGCAACACAAUGAAUUCAAGAAGGACUGUUUUAUUUA
Molecule: messenger RNA, 2372 nt
Organism: Lathyrus oleraceus (garden pea)
Lineage: Eukaryota; Viridiplantae; Streptophyta; Magnoliopsida; Fabales; Fabaceae
Product: probable protein phosphatase 2C 1
Exons: 5
Coding region: 897-2294 (465 amino acids)
Biological process (GO): protein dephosphorylation
Molecular function (GO): protein serine/threonine phosphatase activity
Source: RefSeq, a predicted model, not a curated record